GAUAAUGGACAGUAUAAAUUUAGCAACACUCUUCCCACAAGAUCUCUUUCGGGAAAAGGAUAAUAUUCAACUUCGAGUUUUCAACUAUAUCCUUUAUGGAAAUGGUAAACCAACUCGAGGAAUUUCUGACACAAGUAUUCAAUUGGUUCGCACUUGUUUAGUCUUGAAUUGGGACCAAGACAACAAAAAUUCUUCCCUCGAGGAGGUCCGCGCUUUCGUUGUUGAAGUAAGUACAAAGGGUUUGAUUCGAGAUUUCAUAAGAAUUGGCUUAGUGAAAUCCCAUAUUUCGUAUAUAAGAAAAAGAAAUAAUCCGCCGGAUUCGGGAUUGAUCUCUGCAGAUUCCGUGAAUCCGUUUUAUUCGCUUUCUCCCAAGGCUGGCAUUCUUCAACAAUCGCUUAGACAAAAUCAUGGAACUAUUCGUAUGUUCAGAAAUAAGGAAUCCCAAUCUUUGUUAAUUUUAUCAUCCUCUAAUUGUUUUAGAAUCGGUCCAUUUAAUCAUGUAAAAUAUCACAAUGUUAUAAACCAAUCAAUAAAAAAAAAACCUCUAAUUACAAUUCAAAAUUCGUCGGGCCCCUUAGGAACAGCCAUUCAAAUUUCGAAUUUUUAUUCAUUUUUGCCUUUACUAACUUAUAAUCAGAUCUCUGUAAUUAAAUAUUUGCAACUUGAUAACUUCAAAUAUAUUUUUCAAAUAAUUCACUCUUAUUUAAUAGAUGAAAACGGAAGAAUUUUUAAUCUAGAUCCAUACAGUAACCUUGUUUUGAAUCCAUUCAAAUUGAAUUGGUAUUUUCUUCAUCAAAAUUAUAAUAAUUAUUAUUGUGAGGAAACGUCCACAAUAAUAAGUCUUGGACAAUUUUUUUGUGAAAAUCUAUGUAUAGCCAAAAAAGAACCAUACCUAAAAUCGGGUCAAGUUUUAAUUGUUCAAAGGGAUUCUGUAGUAAUAAGAUCCGCUAAGCCCUAUUUGGCUACUCCGGGAGCAAAAGUUCACGGGCAUUAUAGAGAAAUUCUUUACGAAGGGGAUACAUUAGUUACAUUUAUAUAUGAAAAAUCGAGAUCCGGUGAUAUAACCCAAGGUCUUCCAAAAGUAGAACAGGUGUUAGAAGUCCGCUCGAUUGAUUCAAUAUCACUGAACUUAGAAAAGCGGAUUAAGGGUUGGAACAGGUGUAUAACAAGAAUUCUUGGAAUUCCUUGGGGAUUCUUGAUUGGUGCUGAGCUAACUAUAGUGCAAAGUCGUAUUUCUUUGGUUAAUAAGAUUCAAAAGGUUUAUCGAUCCCAGGGGGUGCAGAUUCAUAAUAGGCAUAUCGAAAUUAUUGUACGUCAAAUAACAUCAAAAGUUUUGGUUUCAGAAGAGGGAAUGUCUAAUGUUUUUUUACCUGGAGAAUUGAUUGGAUUGUUACGAGCAGAACGCACGGGGCGUGCUUUAGAAGAAGCAAUCUGUUAUCGAGCCGUUUUAUUAGGAAUAACUCGAGCAUCUUUGAAUACUCAAAGUUUUAUAUCCGAAGCAAGUUUUCAAGAAACUGCUAGAGUUUUAGCAAAAGCUGCUCUUCGGGGUCGUAUCGAUUGGUUGAAAGGCCUGAAAGAAAAUGUUGUUCUAGGGGGUGUGAUCCCCGCCGGGACCGGGUUCAACAAAGGAUUGGUGCAUUGUUCACGGCAACAUACCAAUAUUCUUUUUGAAAAAAAAACAAAGAAUUUAUCUUUAUUAGAGGGAGAUAUGAGAGAUAUUUUAUUUUAUCACAGGGAAUUUUGUGACUCUUCUAUUUACAAAUCUGCCUUUUCUAGAAUUGAAUAAUUCCUAAUAGCAGAUUCCUGUUUUGAAUUUCAUGUUUUAUUGUUUGCUGUAGUCAUUUGCUUUAAUAAUUUGUUAACACUAAUAAAGAUAAUAAUGAAUACAAAAUAAUGGCUCGGCUCGUGCAUAAACGGACAAGAGAAGGUUCCAUUGGAACAAAUUUUUAUUUUAGUUUUGGGUACCCCCCUUUUAAGUGUGAAAAGAAAUGACAAAAAGAUAUUGGAACAUCGAUUUGGAAGAGAUGAUGAGAGCAGGAGUUCAUUUUGGGCAUGGUACUAGGAAAUGGAAUCCUAGAAUGGCACCUUAUAUUUCUGCAAAGCGUAAAGGUAUUCAUAUUAUAAAUCUGACUAGAACUGCUCGUUUUUUAUCAGAAGCUUGUGAUUUAGUUUUUGAUGCAGCAAGUAGGGGAAAACAAUUCUUAAUUGUUGGGACAAAAAAUAAAGCAGCUGAUUUAGUGUCGCGGGCUGCAAUAAGGGCUCGGUGUCAUUAUGUUAAUAAAAAGUGGCUCGGCGGCAUGUUAACAAAUUGGUCUACUACAGAAAAAAGACUUCAUAAGUUUAGGGACUUGAGAACUGAACAAAAGACAGAGGGAUUCAACCGUCUUCCGAAAAGGGAUGCAGCUGUGUUGAAGAGACAAUUAUCUCGCUUGGAAACAUAUCUAGGCGGGAUUAAAUAUAUGACGGGAUUGCCUGAUAUUGUAAUCAUCAUCGAUCAGCAAGAAGAAUAUACGGCUCUUCGAGAAUGUAUAACUUUGGGAAUUCCAACCAUUUCUUUAAUCGAUACAAAUUGUAAUCCCGAUCUCGCGGAUAUUUCUAUUCCAGCAAAUGAUGACGCUAUAGCUUCAAUUCGAUUCAUUCUUAACAAAUUAGUAUUCGCAAUUUGUGAGGGUCGUUCUAGCUAUAUACAAAAUUCUUGAUUAAUAAUAAGAUAAAUAAAUCAAUUUUUUUUGAGGGAGGGGCUCCCUGUAUUUCGAUUUAUAAAAUCGGUUACUAUUCCUGAAUCAUACAAAAGAAAAAGAGAUAAAAAACUGGGUAUAUUGUGUGAUUCGUUUAGUUGGUAUCCAAAACUAAAAUAAAAAUUCAAGUAAAUAAGUAAAAAAAAAGGGGGGUCUUGAAUCAAAAUAAUUUAAAGUUCUUAUUUCUGUCAGAGGGCAAUAUGAAUGUUUUAUCAUGUUCCAUCAAUACACUAAUAAAAGAAGGGUUAUAUGAGAUAUCUGGUGUAGAAGUAGGCCAACAUUUCUAUUGGCAAAUAGGGGGGUUCCAAGUCCAUGCGCAAGUCCUUAUUACUUCUUGGGUUGUAAUUGCUAUCUUAUUAGGUUCCGCAGCUCUAGCGGUUCGCAAUCCACAAACCAUUCCAACUGGCGGCCAAAACUUCUUUGAAUUUGUCCUUGAAUUCAUUCGAGAUGUGAGUCAAACCCAGAUUGGAGAAGAAUACGGUCCAUGGGUUCCCUUUAUUGGAACCCUGUUUUAUUUAUUUUUGUUUCUAACUGGUCAGGAGCCCUUUUACCGUGGAAAAUUAUCCAGUUACCUCAAGGGGAGUUAGCAGCACCAACGAAUGAUAUAAAUACGACGGUUGCUUUAGCUUUACUCACAUCAGUAGCAUAUUUUUAUGCGGGUCUUAGCAAAAAAGGAUUAGGGUAUUUCAGUAAAUACAUUCAACCAACUCCAAUUCUUUUACCCAUUAACAUCUUAGAAGAUUUUACAAAACCCCUAUCACUGAGUUUUCGACUUUUCGGAAAUAUAUUAGCCGAUGAAUUAGUAGUUGUUGUUCUUGUUUCUUUAGUACCUUUAGUGGUUCCUAUACCUGUCAUGUUCCUUGGAUUAUUUACAAGCGGGAUUCAAGCUCUCAUUUUUGCCACUUUAGCUGCGGCUUAUAUAGGUGAAUCCAUGGAGGGUCAUCAUUAACUAUUUUUUUUUUUCAAAUUUAGGUUAGCCCAAUUAUCGAAUAGUUGGUUUACGUUAUGUAAGAAACACUUGUAUAUGUCAUAUUUGAUAUUGACUAGGUAUAUAUAAGUUAAAGAUCUAUAUAAUCUGCCCCACUAUUUUUGUGAAUUUCUAUUUAGAUAACGAUUCGAUUAUAAGUUCUUACUUUUUAUCUGUGAAUUGGCUGAAAAAAACGAUCAAAAAAGAACGAAGAAUUAAAAGAAAAGAAUGGUUCACAAAAAAGAAACGGCAUAAAAAAGUCGUAUAUAUAUAUAUUAUGCAUUUUUCAAAAUCCCGUGGAUAGGAACUAAUAUCAAAGUAAUUCUUAUCAAGUUUUUGGUUAUUUUGGCUGGAUGAAUCUUAGCGAUGACUUAAUUAUAAUUAAGUCCUAAGUCGUUGGAUGAUUGUAUCAUUAACUAUUUCUUUAUUUUGGUGUGAGGAACUUAUCAUGAAUCCACUGGUUUCUGCUGCUUCGGUUAUUGCUGCUGGGUUGGCUGUUGGGCUUGCUUCUAUUGGACCUGGGGUUGGUCAAGGUACAGCUGCGGGUCAAGCUGUCGAAGGUAUCGCGAGACAACCUGAGGCAGAAGGAAAAAUACGAGGUACUUUAUUGCUUAGUUUGGCUUUUAUGGAAGCUUUAACAAUUUAUGGCCUAGUUGUAGCAUUAGCGCUUUUAUUUGCGAAUCCUUUUGUUUAAUCCUAGAAAUAAUAAAAUUAGGAAUUUUUUUUUUCGUAGUUUUUUUUAUUCUAUCAAGAUUUCACUCCUACAAUUAUUCAUUGAGACAACAACCCUUGGGAAGGACUAAUUUGAGGAUGGGGAAUUAACACAUCGAUUCGCUUUCUUCCUUCCCCUUAUUCUUUUUAGUUUAAUGGAAAUUUUUUUUUAAGGAGUGUUGCGCAAAAAGGAGGUUUAGGUUUUUUAAAAUUGAUAUAAAACUUGGUCUCAAAUUCUAGCUUAAUUUUAAUUAAGUCUCAUUAUUAUUAUUGAAAAUUAAAAAUUUUGGAAAAUAAAUUUGUAAAUAGAAUAGGUUUUUGAUUCUGUUUAUAAAUAUCCAAAUAGGUAAAUUAAAUUAUAAAUUAUUAAACGAAAUUUUCUUUUUAUUCAAAAAAACAAAGAAUAAAAAAAAAAAGGACAGAGUUCUUUUUUUUUAUAGUUUAGCUAGAAGAGGAGAUUAUAUGAAAAAUUUAACCGAUUCUUUCGUUUACUUGGGUCACUGGCCAUCCGCCGGGAGUUUCGGGUUUAAUACCGAUAUUUUAGCAACAAAUCCAAUAAAUCUAAGUGUAGUCUUCGGUGUAUUGAUCUUUUUUGGAAAGGGAGUGUUAAAUGAUUUAUUAGAUAACCGAAAGCAGAGGAUAUUAAAUACUAUUCGAAAUUCAGAAGAACUACGUGAAGGAGCUAUUCAACAAUUAGAAAACGCCCGAGCUCGCCUGCGUAAAGUAGAAAUGGAGGCGGAUCAGUUUCGCGUAAAUGGAUACUCUGAAAUCGAACGAGAAAAAGUAAAUUUGAUUAAUUCAACUUCUAGGACUUUGAAACAAUUAGAAAAUUACAAAAACGAAACCAUUCUUUUUGAGCAACAAAGAACAAUUAAUCAAGUCCGUGAACGGGUUUUCCAACAAGCUUUACAGGGAGCUAUAGGAACCCUAAAUAGUUGUUUGAGUAAUGAGUUACAUUUACGUACUAUUAAUGCAAAUAUUGGUAUGUUUGGUACGAUGAAAGAAAUUACUGAUUAGCUCUUUCCUUACGAUUAUGAUAGGCAUUAUUUUUUUUUUUCUUCCAAAAAAGAAUUAGGACAAUACUCAUGGUAACCAUUAAAGCCGAUGAAAUUAGUAAUAUUAUCCGUGAACGUAUUGAGCAAUAUAAUAGAGAAGUGACGAUUGUAAAUACCGGUACCGUACUUCAAGUGGGCGACGGCAUCGCUCGGAUUUAUGGUCUUGAUGAAGUAAUGGCAGGUGAAUUAGUAGAAUUUGAGGAGGGUACUAUAGGUAUUGCCCUUAAUUUAGAAUCAAAUAAUGUUGGUGUUGUAUUAAUGGGUGACGGUUUGAUGAUCCAAGAAGGAAGUUCAGUCAAAGCUACGGGAAAAAUUGCUCAGAUACCCGUGAGUGAGGCUUAUUUGGGGCGUGUUAUAAACGCCUUGGCUAACCCUAUUGAUGGUCGAGGUAAGAUUUCAGCUUCUGAAUCUCGGUUAAUUGAAUCUCCUGCCCCAGGUAUUAUUUCGAGACGUUCUGUAUAUGAGCCUCUUCAAACAGGACUUAUUGCUAUUGAUUCCAUGAUCCCUAUAGGACGCGGCCAGCGGGAAUUAAUUAUUGGUGACAGACAGACCGGUAAAACAGCAGUAGCCACAGAUACAAUUCUCAAUCAACAAGGUCAAAAUGUAAUAUGUGUUUAUGUGGCUAUUGGUCAAAAAGCUUCUUCCGUGGCUCAGGUAGUGACUAGUUUACAGGAACGAGGGGCAAUGGACUACACUAUUGUGGUAGCUGAAACGGCUGAUUCCCCAGCUACGUUACAAUACCUCGCGCCUUAUACAGGAGCCAAGCUACUCAGAAUCAAUUGGCAAGAGGUCAACGAUUGCGUGAGUUACUGAAACAAUCCCAAUCAGCCCCUCUCACAGUGGAAGAACAGAUAAUGACCAUUUAUACCGGAACAAAUGGUUAUCUGGAUGGAUUAGAAAUUGGACAAGUAAGAAAAUUUCUCGUUCAGCUACGCACUUAUUUAAAAACAAAUAAACCUGAGUUCCAAGAAAUAAUAGCCUCUACCAAGACAUUAACCGCUGAAGCAGAAAGCUUUUUGAAAGAAGGUAUUAAAGAGCAACUGGAACGUUUUCUACUUCAGGAGAAAUUAUAAAAAAUAGAAAUAUAUUUAAGUUAAGUCUAUAUAUAAUAUAUAUAAGUAUAGAACUAAUAUCUGUAUAUGUUUAAUAUAAAAUCUUAAAGCAUUCAGAAUUUAUUUCUUAUUAUAUUUAUUUUUUAUAAAUUUUCUAAACAGAAUAAAAAUAUUCUUAUAAUA
Messenger RNA from Brassica napus (rape), 6706 nucleotides. Its product is annotated as ATP synthase subunit alpha, chloroplastic-like. Gene Ontology annotation, biological process: proton transmembrane transport; proton motive force-driven ATP synthesis. The transcript has 2 exons. Gene Ontology annotation, molecular function: proton-transporting ATP synthase activity, rotational mechanism; ADP binding; ATP binding. Bases 5502 to 6284 code for a protein of 260 amino acids. Lineage: Eukaryota; Viridiplantae; Streptophyta; Magnoliopsida; Brassicales; Brassicaceae. The record is from RefSeq and is a predicted model, not a curated record.